UUUUCCUUUCCUCAAUCAGUCAGUUUUGUUAAUUAGCUCUGUAAUCUCAUUCCCCACAUUUAUAGCUUUAGUUCUUUAAAACGAACCAUUCGAAAACCAAUCCACACAUAACAUAUGCGAUGCGGCAAGCAGUAAGAACAACUUCAAUCAAGUACGUUUGACAAAACGCCCACGCUUCCCAAAAGCAGUUUUGGCCUUUUUGCAGCCCUUCAACUCUUCUCAAUGAAUCUUCUUCACCCCCUAUGCUGAUCGGAGCUCAUGCCACUCUCCUCCAGCAAUUAUCAGCUCUUCCAUGGCGAUCAUAACUGAAGUUCCAGAUUCGCCCCCUAAACCCCACACCUCACCGCCCUCUAAACCCCGCACUCGGCCUCCCCAUUCCGAUCACACCUCCACUGCCAAGAACACCGCUAACCCAUUUCAAUUCUGGUUCUAUUUUACCGUUUUAGUGUCUCUACUGACUCUUGUCUUCAUCUUUCUGUCUUCUUUGUCCCCACAAGACCCCAAGGCUUGGUUCAUCAGCCUGCCUCCUAAUCUGCGCCGCCACUAUUCCAGCGGCCGCUCCAUCAAGGUCCAGACUGCGCCCAAUCACCCCCAAGUUGAAGUCUUUUCGAUCCAAGAAGGGCCCGUCAAGUCUUCAGACCAUGUUCUCUUUGUACAUGGGCUUGGAUGUAACACAUUUGCAUUUCAGAAGAUCGUUGCUUUUUUAGGUCAGAAAGGGAUUCAUGCUGUUGCUAUCGAUCUGCCUGGUUCGGGAUUUUCCGACAAGUCAAUAGUUGUGGAGGAGGGUGGGGGUGGAGGGGGCUUUGGGAGGCUUCUGGAUGUGUAUAAUGAGAUAUUGGAGAAGGGUCUUUUUUGGGGGUUUGAUCAGCUGGUUGAGAAAGGCUAUGUUAAUUAUGAGGAAAGUGAGCCUCCAAAAAGGAAGACUGUUAAAUCCAUUGAGUUGGAUUCUGAAGAGAUGGCAAGGGUGCUAGGGCAAGUGAUUGAAGCAAUGGGGUUAUCUCCAGUGGACUUGGUACUUCAUGAUUCGGCAUUAAGUUUGAGUGCCAAUUGGGUUUCCGAGAAUUCAAGAAUGGUAAGAAGUGUCAUCCUUCUUGAUAGCGCACCAAGUGAAACAGCAUUGCCAGUGUGGGUGUUUGAAGUUCCAUUGAUCAGGGAGGUUGUUUUGCAUUCUGGUUUCUUGUUCAAGAGACUUCUUGAAAACUAUUGUUCUGGAUCCGUGAGCAAGUCAGACGCUGAGGCUCAUAGGACUCUUAUGAUGGGAAGAGAUGGUAGGAGAGCUGUUGUUGGAAUGGGGAAGAGGCUAAAUCAUAGUUUUGAUUUGGCUGAAUGGAGUGCUUCUGAUGGAGUGAAGGAACUGCCAAUGCAUGUUAUUUGGUCUACAGGGUUUUCAAAAGAAUGGAGUGAGCAGGGGAAUCAUGUUGCUGCUUCACUUCAUCAGGCAAAAUUUGUAACUCAUUCUGGUGGAAGGUGGCCCCAGGAACAAGGUGCCGACGAGGUAGCUGAAAGCAUUUAUCAAUUCAUUUCCUCCUUACCCAAACCCAUUAAACAGUUAGAGGAAGAACCAAUGCCCGAGCAUGUCCAAGAGAUGUUGAAAGACGCACAAAACAUUGAUCAUGACCAUAUCCACAGUCAUGGACACGAACACUAUGAUGGACACCAUGGUCAUGCCCAUGCUGGAUAUAUGGAUGCAUAUGGGCUUGGGCAUGGAUGGGAAAUGUGAUUUGCUAAUAUUUAUUGGAAAAGUGGAUUUUGCUUGCUCGUCUAAGCUCAGCUAAGAUAUAUUGAUAUCUCAUUUUUUCUCUCCUUCAAUCACUCUUGUUGCCCUGCAAGAGCUGUUAUUGCUGCUAGCUUGAAAGCGGAGAUAAUCUAUAGCAGACUGGACUGGAAGGUUUUGUUGACAAGGUUGCGUAAAUUGUUACAUGACUUGGCCUUUCAAUUCUUCCCUGUAUAAUCUUUAUUAAUGCAAUCCAGAAAUAUUGUAUGCCACGACUACUUUGAGUUGAAUUUCUUGGAGUCCUUUUAGGCUUUCACCAACUAGUUUUAUUUGGCCAUAUUGAAGUUUUACAUAGCUGCGUGUUAGCUGUUUUGACCCUGUUUUGAAGCAGUGAAAUGGAAUUCCUAUGAUGAUGUUUUUAAAUGGAUUGAAAUUUUCUAGUUGUAACUUGUAACUGGUUUGGUUUAAUAGAUGUUUGUUACGGAGUAUAUGUGAGUUUACAAUUGUCG
Cuscuta epithymum is the source of this 2223-nucleotide messenger RNA. Lineage: Eukaryota; Viridiplantae; Streptophyta; Magnoliopsida; Solanales; Convolvulaceae. The record is from the annotation of a GenBank genome assembly.